CUACAGGGGCCCAGCGAAACGCCAUGCCAACGCCAUCCCCGCCACCCGAUGCUUAGCCCGCCGUUUGGGUAUGCACAAUCCUACUACUGCUUGAUUUUUCAGGGUCAGGGGACUGUUGCCCCUGUCUUGGCGAUUCGAUUGCCUUGCUCAAGUAGCUCAAGCCUCGCUUCUACGUUUAUCAAUCCACAGCGAAUGAUGACCACGGGUGGCGAUCCGAGGAGUGUCGGAUCAGAAGUGGUCUUUCUUCGUAUCCUAGACGCCAUUGCUGACACCCACCCCGCGCGUUGCGCCGCGAGCCCACUUCACGCCCUUGCCCUCGCCGAGAGGUCAUUGCCACGCCUUCAUCAUCGUGGCCCAGCGGCGUUUUGUCGCAAACCAUGAUGAACCCUCGGCUGCUGACAAGAAAAACUCCGAUCCUGGGGUCGAUGCUGCCGCACUUCCGCUUGUUACUUUCGGAUUUCAAGGACCAAACUUCAGAGAAGAAGGAUCGGCCCUCGUCUGAACGGAUGUUGCCAUAAAGAGGAGGCUUAACGCGCAUGCACAACCACAACACAGCACAGCACACCGGCCCCGGCUGCUAGUAGUCCGCCUUGACCGUGUCACGUCUUCGCCCGCUAAUCGCCGGCAAUGAGCGUAUCCAUGGACUUACCAGCCGCCCUUGCAGCUCAGACACGACGGCCAACCACAUUGGCUGCGGAAACAACGCGGCCACUACCCAAGUCAGUAGUUGGCGGCCCUGGGCAUUCAACCGGACAAUGGGGAGGAUACCUCCUCCGACCUGCCGCUUAGAGCCGCUCCAGAAUCUCACUCUCCUGCUCCAGUUUGGCGUGCAAAUGUCUGAACCAUUGACGAAGGAAUGAGUCAAGGCCGAGCGCGAGAAGAGCAGUGCGAAUGGCCGACCCCCCUCGGACGCCUCAUGGCUACGCCCCUCUCCCUCCCACACAGCAGUCGUCUCGCCUCAUCAAGGUGCAUUGUAGAACAAUUUGAAGUGCCAUAGUCGGCCGUGACCCGAUGUGUAAUCAUAGCUGGCCCCUCGUCUUACACCCCCCUCGAUCUCCGUAAACUCCGGCCGCUACCUCCACGUCUUGCCGUCUUGCCCUCUGCAUUUGUAUAUAUACGCUACUAAGUCUGGGUGUUGCUGCUCGUGGCUAAUUGUUCAUUUGAGCCCAACACUAUUGCUACUUAGUCUUCUCAGGCGGAGGAAGUAUAAUACUAACAUAGCCCUAAUCAUAAUUUUGCCUCAACUUCUAUCAGGCUGGCCUCACACCUUCAAGAUGGGCGUGCCGGAAGAGAAGGACUCAGAAGGUGUGCCAGCGAGAGCUGCAAGCGUCGCCAGCGCUGCCGAUGACUCCGAUAAUUCCUCGACCGUAACAGAGAGCCACAAGGCAACUAAGGCCUUGGAAAAGACUGCCAAGUCUGCAGAGGCCCAUGCCGAGGCAGGAAGCUCCGGGCGACUGGAUGUCGACAUUGAAGCUCAACGGGAAGACAUAACGUUGGAAAAGGUCGAGACUCACAAGUCAAACACCAGCCGGAAGACAGGGCAUAGUAAGCUCAGCCGUCUCUCCAAGAACAAGACGAAGGAGAAGCUCCCUCCCCCUACCAUCCCGUUGAUGGACCUGGACAAGGGCAUCGUCGGCUGGGAGAGCCAGCACGAUCCUGAUAUGCCCCUCAACUUUACGCCUGGCCGAAAGUGGCUCGCCACCGGCCUGCUCGGUGCCGUCACGUUCAUGACACCCUUUGCCUCCUCGAUCUUGGCCCCAGCUAUCUCGUCGCUGGAAAAGGAUUUUCAUGAGACCAGCAUCACCAAGGGCGCCAUGCCCGUGAGCAUUUUCCUUCUCGGCUACGCCGUCGGGCCUCUCUUUUUAUCUCCGCUCUCGGAGAUUUACGGCCGGAACAUCGUCCUCGUCACGUCCAGUGCGUGGUUCUGCGCUUGGCUGAUUGGGUGUGCGCUCGCGCCGUCGUUGGAUACCCUCAUCUUCUUCCGUUUCCUGACUGGCGUGGGGGGCUCGGCUUGCCAGACCAUCGGCGGCGCUAUCAUCGCCGACAUGUUUCCAGUCAGUGAUCGCGGCCGAGCCAUGACAAUCUGGAUGCUGGGGCCGAUGUUUGGCCCCUCGUGCGCCCCGGUCAUUGGCGGUUUUGUUUCCGAGACGAUAGGCUGGCGCUGGGUCAACUGGCUCGCGUUCAUCCCAGCGACCAUUACCGUCGCUCUCAUGACGUUUUUCGGCCGCGAGACCAACCACCGGGUCCUGAUUGCCCAGAAGACCAUGCGCCUUCAGAAGGAGCUGAACCGACCAGAGCUUCGGAGCUGCUACGUCGACCCUGACGGUCCAGUGUUGAGCAAGGGACGGAUUCUGCUCAACGGACUGAUCCGACCCAUAAAGAUGCUGUUCCGCUCUGUCAUCAUUUUCAGCGUGUCGCUUUACAUUUCGUUCGCGUACGGCUGCCUGUACCUGCUCUUCAACACCAUCCCCAUCGUCUUCCAGGGCAGCUACCAUUGGUCCAUUGGCAUCACGGGUCUCGUCUACUUGACCCUGCUGAUCGGCUACGCCGUCGGCCUGACAUGCUUCUCGAUGCUAUCCGACAAGACGGUCGUCCGCAUGACGGCGGCCAACGGCGGCGUGUACGAGCCGGAAAUGCGUCUUCCCGACUGCAUCUGGUUCGCGCUCAUCCUGCCCAUCACCUUCUUCUGGUAUGGCUGGAGCGCCGACAAGGCCGUCCACUGGAUCGUGCCCGUCAUCGGCAUCGUGCCCUUUGGCAUCGGCAUCGUGGGCGUAUGGCUCCCCAUCCAGGCGUACAUCGUCGACUGCUACCCCCACUACGCCGCCAGCGGCCUGGCCGCCUUCUCCGUCCUGCGAUCCACCGUUGCCGCCUUCCUCCCGCUCGCCGGGCCGCAGAUGUAUAAGAGCCUGGGCGUGGGCUGGGGCACCUCGCUGCUUGGCUUCAUUGCCGUGGCCCUGAUCCCGAUUCCGGCGUUGAUUUACAAGUACGGGAAGUGGAUGAGGACCCGGUUCCCGUUGACGGUGUAGCGAAGCCGCUGGAUCUAUCUCACUCGACUCUCCACUGACUUGGCGGGGCUGUUACAUGUCGAGGUCUUGUUAACAAAGAUGGGAGUGGAAUACUUACUGCCUGCGGUCAUGAGCGCCGUAUAAGCCAUCGAUAGGUUGGAGACGUAAAUCAAGU
This is a messenger RNA of Purpureocillium takamizusanense, 3180 nucleotides long. RefSeq lists its product as uncharacterized. The record is from RefSeq and is a predicted model, not a curated record. NCBI's taxonomy places the organism in Eukaryota, Fungi, Ascomycota, Sordariomycetes, Hypocreales, Ophiocordycipitaceae. Gene Ontology annotation, biological process: transmembrane transport. The coding region runs from base 1275 to 3026 and encodes 583 amino acids. Gene Ontology annotation, molecular function: transmembrane transporter activity. The transcript is spliced from 4 exons.